Messenger RNA from Neurospora crassa OR74A, 5655 nucleotides. RefSeq lists its product as hypothetical. The coding region runs from base 49 to 5655 and encodes 1868 amino acids. The record is from RefSeq and is a predicted model, not a curated record. The transcript has 2 exons. NCBI's taxonomy places the organism in Eukaryota, Fungi, Ascomycota, Sordariomycetes, Sordariales, Sordariaceae.
AACAGACAACGAACGGGCAAAGGAAGCUGAUCCAAGUCUGUUAACAACAUGUCGCUCUCCAAACCGUCAAAAGAACCAACUCCCCCGCCGACGCCCCAAACCGAGCCUCAGGCGACCGACAUCCCGCUUCCCGAGUCGCCCAUGGUCCUUCCGCCUGCUGAGUCUCCAUUCUGGACUGUUGUAGCUCAGGAGGCUCGUGACCUUGCUCGUACACUUCGUGCCAUCAACGACGACAACGAUAAGAUCCGGGAGAAUCCCGACUCCGUCAGCGAGAUGGACGUCAACAACACAAGCAACCCACAGCGUAACUCAGCCACGGAAAAGCGCAGCGUGACUCCCCUGUCCGAAGCCAGGGAAGAGCAUCAAACUGUCGAGCUCGGCGACGGCAUGAAUCAGGACAGCCUCGACUCCGUGAGCGACACAGACAUUACCAGAGGCCUCAAGCGCAACCCCACGUCCACGAGUGAAGAGCGCAGCAUCACCCCUCCACCCGACCAAGCCAUAAACGAACAAGGCGAACCAUCAGAGCUGCCUGAACCGCUGCGACAACUUCCAAAGAUCCCGGAAAUGCUAGCAAAACUGAGCCAAAGAAUCACUGACUUCGAAGCCGCCGAAGACGCCGAGAACAACGGCACUUGCUCUACACUUCUGGAGAAACAACAAAAGCUUCAUGACGCUACUUCUUCUCUUCUCCUGGAUGCACUGGCUGUUGCUUCUGUUGUCAUGGCUGAAGGGCACUCGCCCUCAUCGAUCGAUCCAUCCCUGAUCCCGCUCCCGUCUGAUGACGAGGAAGAAGACGAUCUUCAGUCGGAGGAGUCGGAUGAGUACACCCCGAGUCUGUCGCUGCCAUCCUUUACGAGAGGAAUUGGAGGUGGGGUUGGCACCGGCCAACACCAGGAUGACGUCCACGAAGAUGAUGCGCUUCUGGGUCUGGGCCCAACUGACAUUCCUUUCCCGCCGUCGCUGACUGUGUCGGAAUACGAUUCGGAACUCGAAGAGCAGGAACCCCCCAGCCUGGUUCCUCAGUUCAUCGCCGACAAUCUCAAGGCCCAGGGCAAAGACCACCACCUCCCUGACACAAUCCCCACGUGUACUGCCUACGACGACAUCGACUGGACCGACCUCAUUCCCACUCCCAUUCCUGAAGACAGCUCAUCGACCAAGGCGGCACCAUCUUCAAGCUCAGGGACCAAAUCCUCGCUUGCCGUCCAAGUCGAUCCGGCUGACGUCCCGCUGCCCGAUGACGAUCCUUCUGACGUCCCACAGGGUGUGGUAGAAGAUGGUGAUUCUGGACUUCCGGAUUACUCGGACCUUGAAGCGCUUGGCGACCAUGAAGAUGGAUAUCAUGGAGACCAGGAAAAUUAUAGUGACAGUUCGCAGUUGUUCGUUGAUAAUAGGAGGCCGCUGCCUGAUCGAAGGCAGCUUGUCAUUUCUUCUUCGUCUGAAGAUGAGAAGGAAGCGGGUCUGGAGGAGUCACAGCCUGAGGGUGAUGUCGAGGCCGAUGCCGAUGACAUUCAGCCUGAAUCUUUAUUGCAAGAGACAGUGGUCGCAGGAGAAAAGAGGCCAAGCAAGGAGGAAAAGGGCAAGGGAAAAGCCGAGCAGCAGCCGGAGCAGAUGCUGUCCCCGCGUUCGCCAGUGUCGCCGUAUUCUUCGGUCGAGCAUCCUGUUGCUUCGGCAUCGCCUAUCGCACCGGUGGCACCAAUGGUACCAGUUGCAUCUUGCGCGCCGGAUCAUCAUAUGAGAGCUGAUCAGCUCCCACCAACCCAGUCAGUGGUGAUCCCCGAACAACAACCCGAACCCGCCCCUUUCCCUCGAGGUACCCAAGGCCAGCCAACCACCCCGCCGACUACACAUGUCCCUGUCUAUGUCGGCAAAGCGACAGAACCCAGAGUCGAUCGUUACUCCCCACUGCCCGCCCCUUCAUCCCCUUUACUGUCCCGCUCAUCCCCAUACAGAGCAUACAAAUCCUCGCAGCCGCGCCCGCGCGAGUCACUGCUGCACUCGGUACCAUAUACCCCAGCGGUAGUGCCUUGGGAUGAACAGAAGGAUCUCCGUGGGCUGCCUCCGCUUCCCGAGCCUGAGCGCCUGCCGACGUACACGCGGAUCUCGAAAACGACGGAUAACUCGAGGGUUAUGCCGAUGUGGUUUGAGGGGUUCAAUACUCAAGAAUGGCUCCUCAUCGAGCCCUCCGCCAACAUCAUGUACCGUCGCAUCCGGAACCAGUGGCACCCUUCCCUCCCACAAUGGCCGCCAUACAUCAUCGGUCCCACUCCCUUAAUCAUGGAACUCUCCCAAAUCGGCAAAGACGGUCUAGCCGGCGAAAUCAACAUCCUCCUCCAGUGCGAGCGGUACUCUCCUCCGGGCUUCCUGCCGUGUCCACAACUCCGAUCCUUCACCAACUUCAUCCGCGACUGCUUGGCUCUGCAAAAUAUUCGUGGCCCCACGGUCCCCGACUUCCAGACUGUGCACGAGUGCAAGACCUGGCUUGAGACAGUCACCAAGAACGGCAGGAUGCUAUCCUUUAUGGCUCUGCACUGCCACGUCGAGCGCCUGCGGUCGGGUGUCUUGCCCGGUACACACGAGUUUCUGGAUGCAAUCCGGGACAUGGGAUGCCAACUGGGCUGGAACGAAAACGUAUAUUUCUCCAAGACUUUGGUGUUGCAGGAGUUUAGACAUGUGUCAAAGUACGACUCGACAUCGACGCCGUUUGGUCUGAGGGGCAAUCAACAAACUCAGAAUAUGGGCCAAUACUUCGGCUACGGCCAAGGCAAAAUCACGGAUUAUUGCAUUGCGCUGAGGGAUGACCACCCUCACCUCAAUAUCAGAGUGACGCUUGCGGCGUUGAAUACCCUCAACUUUGAGUGGCUGAAGUGGAUAGGCCCCCCGGACGCCUGGGUCAAGACCUGGGAUCCUUGCGAUGAGGUGGUUGGGCCGCAAAGCAGGACGCGUCUUGCCCAAAUAAGACUGAGGAGAAAGGAUUUGUACGAUGAGUUCACGGCCUUAAACGGACGGGUCGACGGGUGGUUUGAGGAUCACCCUGAGCCGCCGAGGACUGCGCUUAUUGCGGGAGGUAUAGCAUCAAGACAUUGCACUUGUCGUCAGUGCCAUUACGCAAUCUGUCAUCAGCAGCACCAUGAUGAUGAGAGUGUGUGUGAGUGUGAUGAUGAGACACCCAGUUCAUCGGGUAAUUCUUCUCCGGGGAGGACUAGGCCGGGUGUUGAUGGGCUGCAACCAUUUCCCAAAUCGAGACCGCUUCCGGAUCCGCCCAGGCCGGGGUUCAGUAGCCUGGCAUAUGCGGAUGGAGAGAGUCUGUUGACAACAGAGGAACUGACAAGUGUGCGCCGGGCCGAAGAAAUGAUGGACCGGAUGGACAGGAAAUUCGACAAAAACCUCUCGCGUUUGAACCCUCCCAAACGGCGAAAGACCGAGGCCGCUGCGGAAAGGGCUGAGGCAAUAGAUACCGAGGCGGAGGAAGCGAAUGAGAAGGCCGCAGAGGCUGACACGAGGACCGAGGCGCAGAAGGAAAGGCAGCGCCGAAAGAACAGAAAGAAGAAGGAACAAGAAAAGGAGGCCAAGAAGAAGAAGGCCGCCAGGGCCGAAGUGGUCGCCGAAUCGAAGGCUCAGAUUCUUGAAUCCCUCAAGACUGUCGGAUUUAACCGGGAGGCAAUUGAGAAUGUGGUCAAUGAGACCAUGGCAAAGAUUGGGCCGAAAUCAGGUGCUCCCGAGGACAAGUCCAGAGGUCAGGUCCUUGCGAAUAAAGGCGGUCUGAGCGCAGAGGGCGUGGCUCACUAUCGAAAUUAUGCGAGGUCUCUUUAUGCCGACCAUCUCAAGCGCAAAGAGGCAGGUGAGAGUACCAAGCUCUUUGGCAAGUUUGAGGUCCCGGCCGAUAUCUCCGAAGAGGGUUUCUUCGAUUUCUUCUUCAGUAAUCUCGGCAUUGCUGAAACCGAUGACAGGGAUGAUUUUACGAUUAGCUGGAAACCUGAUGUAGAAGAGGUUACUGGAGGUCAAGAGGCCUUGCUUAACAGCGACUGUGGCGGAUGCGUCCCCGAAGACGCAUAUCAAGAUGCUGUUGGCAAUCAGCUUGGACAAGCUAGCAUCAAACCCUUACCAGUCAACGAGCAGGAAGUGCCUGAAGAUGCAGGCAAGCCUCAGCCAAAGGACGUUCUCCCAACAGCAGGCCCUUCCACACACGAUGUUCCGGAUCACGAUACCUCCAACCUUGUUCAAACAAAGCAGCUCGACAACAUCGCCUUAGCAGGUAUCGCAGGUAUCGCACAGCCUUCUCGAGAGCAGCCCACUGGUCCUGAAGCUACUCCCAAAGCCGCUCCCAACGACGCAACCGAUGCCACUCCCACUGUUGCCCCCACUGAAAGUUCCACCCCUUCCCACGACUUACAUAACCAUGACGCCAACUCCACCCCCAACCCGCCUCCCCUCGACAGAUCCAAAGAAGCCUCCAAAGCCAAGAAGGAGCGCCGCAAGCUCCGCAAGCGUCUCGACCGCGAAAAGGAAGAAGCCCGCCUUCGCGAACAAGCAGCGGCGCGCGAAGAGCUCCGUCGCCAAGCCGAAGCCCGCCACCAAGCCGAACUCGACCAGAAAGUAGCUGAAACCCAAAGGAAGCUCGACGAAGAGAAGGCUCGGCGUUUGGAGCAGCAUCAGAAAGAGGAGAUUGCUCGGUUGCAACGGGUCAAGGAAAAGGAGGCCCAUUUGCAGAAGGUCAAGGAGGAAGAGACGAAGAAGAGGAAGGAAGAAGAGCUGAGGAAGAGGGAGGAGGAGCAGCGGUUGGCUGAAGAGGAGAAGAAGAGGCAGGAGGAAGAGAGGAGGAAAGAUGAGGAGAGGAAGAAAGAGGAGGAGCGGAUUGCUGAGGAAAAGAGGAAGCAGUUUGAGGAGGAGGCUAGGCUGCAAGCAGAGAAGGAGUGGUAUGCUAAAGAGGAGCAGAGAAAGCUCAAAGAGGCCGCUCAGAAAGAGGAAGCCAGACGGAUUGCCUUGGAGGCCAAGCAGAAGGCGGAACUUGAAGCCAAGCAAAUGGCUGAGCUAGAAGCUAUACGGUUGGCUGAGAUGGAGGCCAAACGUAAAGCUGAAGAAGAGCGAAAAGCUGAGCAGAACCGGAAGGCUGCCGAAGCCAAGCGCAAAGCCGAGGAGGCAAAGAAGGCCGCCGAAGAGGUCAAGAAAAAGGCCGAGGAAGCUCGACGUCAGGCAGAACAGGAAGCCAGGCAUAAGAAAGAGGAGGCAGCCACGCGCAAAGCCGAGGAAAAGAAACGCCAAGCUGAAGCGAAGCGACUAGCUGAGGAAAAGCGGAAGGCCGAAGCCGCUCGCCAGGCCGAAGAACAGCAGCAGGCGGAGCUCAAGCGACAGGCCGAAGUGGAACGUCUUGCCGAAAAGAAACGGAAAGCGGAUGAAGCCGCUCGACAAGCUGAGGCUGAACUGCACGCCGAACUGCAACGCCAAGCAGAUGAAGCCGAACGUAGAGCCAAAGAAGCUGCACAAAAAGCUAGAGCCGCUCUCCAGGCCGAACUUCAACGUAAAGCCGAGCUCAAGCGCCAGGCCGAAGAGAAAGGGGCCACCGAAGCCAAACUCAAAGCUGAAGCGGACGCCAAAGCCGCAGCAGAAGCCAAGCGCAAAGCCGACCUCGCCAAACGGCAGCAAGCGGAAUAG